Messenger RNA from Culicoides brevitarsis, 1664 nucleotides. Its product is annotated as serine/threonine-protein kinase tricornered-like. NCBI's taxonomy places the organism in Eukaryota, Metazoa, Arthropoda, Insecta, Diptera, Ceratopogonidae. The coding region runs from base 92 to 1468 and encodes 458 amino acids. The transcript is spliced from 5 exons. Gene Ontology annotation, biological process: intracellular signal transduction; peptidyl-serine phosphorylation. The record is from RefSeq and is a predicted model, not a curated record. Gene Ontology annotation, molecular function: ATP binding; protein serine/threonine kinase activity.
AUCAACAUUCGCAUUCGGGUGAUUCAAGUGUUUUUGCUCCACCAUAACAAAAGGGUUUUUAAAUAGUUUAGUAGCAGUAAAAUAGUAUUAAAUGGACGAAAUUAAAAGGUUCAGCGAUCACACCUUAGACAAGGCCACGAAAGCCAAAGUGACUCUCGAGAAUCAUUACAGCAACUUGAUCAGUCAGGCUGGCGAACGAAAGCAACGUCUUGCCAAAUUGGAGGCUGCCCUGAUGGAGGAAAACCUCUCGGAGCAGCAGCGAAAGGAGAAACUAUUGCAGCAUGCACAGAAGGAGACGGAAUUCCUUCGCCUCAAGCGCAGCAAACUCGGUGUGGAGGAUUUCGAGGCACUGAAAGUGAUUGGGCGCGGUGCUUUUGGCGAAGUGCGUCUCGUACAGAAAAAAGACACGGGUCACGUGUACGCCAUGAAAGUGCUCCGAAAGGCAGACAUGCUGGAAAAGGAACAAGUGGCUCAUGUCCGGGCUGAACGUGAUAUUCUCGUGGAAGCGGACCACCAGUGGGUCGUAAAAAUGUACUACAGUUUCCAAGAUCCCAUCAACUUGUACUUGAUCAUGGAAUUUUUGCCAGGCGGCGAUAUGAUGACGUUGCUCAUGAAGAAGGACACGUUAUCCGAAGAAUGCACGCAAUUUUACAUUGCCGAGACAGCUCUUGCAAUCCACUCCAUUCACAAGUUGGGUUUCAUUCAUCGUGAUAUUAAGCCAGAUAACUUGCUGCUCGAUGCCCGAGGUCACGUCAAGCUGUCAGACUUUGGGCUCUGCACUGGCUUGAAAAAGUCACAUCGAACAGAUUUUUAUCGUAAUUUGUCACAUGCGAAAGCCAGCGAUUUUAUCGAUACGUGUUCGAGCCCCAUGGAUUCCAAGAGACGUGCCGAAAGUUGGAAACGCAAUCGACGUGCAUUGGCUUACAGUACUGUCGGCACGCCAGAUUACAUUGCGCCCGAAGUGUUUUUACAAACGGGAUACGGUCCAGCUUGUGAUUGGUGGUCUCUCGGUGUAAUUAUGUAUGAAAUGUUGAUGGGAUUCCCGCCAUUCUGUUCGGAAAGUCCUCAAGACACAUAUCGCAAAGUCAUGAACUGGCGCGAAACGUUAAUCUUUCCACCAGAAACUCCCAUCUCGGAGGAGGCUCGUGAUGCAAUUGUGCGAUUCUGCUGCGAAGCUGAACGAAGGCUUGGAUCACAAAAAGGUCUCGAAGAUGUCAAAUCAAUCGCUUUCUUCCGAAACUCAGUCGAUUGGGAGCACAUUCGUGAACGUCCAGCAGCGAUACCCGUUGAAGUCAAGUCAAUCGACGACACCUCCAACUUUGAUGAUUUCCCAGAUGUUGACUUAGAAAUCCCUACAGCUCCAAGUGGCCAGGAGACAGAGGUGAAGAAAGAUUGGGUUUUCAUCAAUUACACAUUCAAACGGUUCGAGAACUUAACACAACGCGUCACAUCCAUGAACAAAAAAUGAAUUCUUUUAGCAGAGCAUGUACAUAUAAAAAAAAGAAAUAUUUAUGAAUGAUUGAAUUUUUAGGUUCAAUUUCAGUAAAAAUAACAAAUAAUUUUUGUGAAUGUUCCCUCGUUUUUUUAAGUAGUGAAAUUUGGCCGAUAGAUAAACAAGCAUUUUAAAUCGAAUUAUUAAUUAUAUUAAAAAAAUAUCAUUUAAU